UACUGAUGCACUUUUCAAGGGAUAUCAAGUAUUGUUUAUAGUCAAUCAAAUAACGUCAAUCAUUUUCUACAGUGUCAUCUUUAUAUUGGGAAUUCCCGGGAAUGGCUUAGUGAUCUGGAUUGCCGGAUUCAAGAUGAAGAAUGUCACUGCUGUGUGGUUCCUCCAUCUGGCCAUAGCUGAUUUCAUAUGCUGUUUAAUUCUCCCUUUGAAAAUUGCAGACUGGGCUAUGUAUUUAAAAGGAGAAGUUGCCUAUACAUUAUGUAAAGUCAGUACCGGCAUAUUGUAUAUUACCAUGUGUGCUAGUGUAAAUUUUCUUUGCGCCAUGAGUAUUGAACGCUGUGCAUCGAUAAUGUGGCCAAUUUGGUCUAAGACUCAUAAAACACAAAAAUGUGUCCGCAGCAUCUCAGUAAUAAUUUGGGCUUUGAGUCUGACCUUAAGUCUUCCUCAUGUGAUUUUUAACUGUGUGUUUUUUGAUAUGUCAGAGUGUAUGGGAAAAUUUAAUUUUCAUGAUUUUCAUAGACACACCUCUGACAUGAACAUUAUGAAAAUCACCAGGUUGGUUACAAUGUUUGUGAUCCCUUUCGUUAUCAUUCUAGUGUGUUAUUGUCUAAUAUUUUUUAAACUUACACAAGUCAAAAAAUCAAAAAAGUCUCAGCGACCGUACAGGAUUAUCACAACAGUUGUGACUUGUUUCUUUAUCUGUUGGUUUCCAUAUUACACUUGGCCAUUAAUACCAAUGCAUAGCAAAUCUUCAGAUAUAGAUAAUACAGUGUAUGUAAUGUGUGUCUGCCUGGCUUACUUCAACAGUUGCAUUAAUCCCAUCCUCUAUGUCUUCAUCGGCCAAGACUUUAAAGAGAGUUUAAUGCGUUCAAUCCCAUCCAGGUUGGAAAGUGCUCUAACCGAGACCUCUCAUCAGUCUGCAAAAGAAAGAGAGAAUUUUAUUAGAGUUGUGCCCAAUAGGAAUGUUUUAAAAACACCCAACUCACUGUUAUUUUCCACAUUCCCUAGUACAAAUUACUGUAAGUGCUACUAAAUCGACAAAGAUAUCUUGUUGUAUGUUCAGGAGGGUGAACAAGGAAACGUGAAAGUAAAGCAAAGUAUUUAGCAUAUGAUACAAUGGGACAUGUACGAGACAGUAUACAGUUAUCAGAAGGUGAAAACUACUUGAAACUAUGAAAAGAGAAUAGCAAUGAGAUGCCUUCUACCAUGGAAAUCUGAAUCAUAUCAUUGUUAGGUUUCACUAGUUUAUUUGAAUUAAGUUCAACUAUAUGUAUACUUAUAAUUGUUACACUUUACUUGUUAGUAUGAUAAUAAUAAUCAUGUUUCACUAAUUAAUAUAAGGAAAUAUAAACUAUAUAUAAUUGUUUAAUUCAGGGCCAUAACUAGGUGUGUGCGGUGGGGGCACCGCACAUAGCGCUGUAGGGUAGGGAGCGCUGUUGGCGGCACUUGUUAAUUACAUUAUCUGUUUUAAUUUUUUUCACUUGCAGCUUC
Molecule: messenger RNA, 1491 nt
Organism: Pseudophryne corroboree (corroboree frog)
Lineage: Eukaryota; Metazoa; Chordata; Amphibia; Anura; Myobatrachidae
Product: C3a anaphylatoxin chemotactic receptor-like
Exons: 1
Coding region: 134-1033 (299 amino acids)
Biological process (GO): positive regulation of cytosolic calcium ion concentration; phospholipase C-activating G protein-coupled receptor signaling pathway; complement receptor mediated signaling pathway
Cellular component (GO): plasma membrane
Molecular function (GO): G protein-coupled receptor activity; complement receptor activity
Source: RefSeq, a predicted model, not a curated record